Molecule: messenger RNA, 1476 nt
Organism: Seminavis robusta
Lineage: Eukaryota; Bacillariophyta; Bacillariophyceae; Naviculales; Naviculaceae
Source: the annotation of a GenBank genome assembly
AUGAAACUCUCUUCCCCUACCGUGAGCGCCGUUGCCGACAAAGAGGCCCAAUUCUCCUGGGAACUGUUGGAUUCCGGCCUUGAUCCUGCCAAAGGCCCUGUCACCAAGGAGUUCGGCUUCAUGCAUGACCCCAAGCCAAUGACUGCGGCGCCGACCCUACUGCCUUCACGAUGGAGGGAGCUUUGGCUGAACCUACCUCACCAUUAUGCACACGAGACCGUGCGUUCUUUCUGCAAUGAAGGUCUCGAGACUCUCAACGUCGAGGAAAUCCGAAAGCAGAGCGGGAACGGGUUGGCCUUCAUGAAGACCAAGAGUAUUGUCUUUUGCAUUGCACAAGCUUGGGUGGACUCAGAGAGAGUCAUUGCCGAAGAGAUGGACGAACCUCCCCCACUUCCAAAGACGCUGCAAUCGGCUAUGGACGACUUUGCCAGCCUCUGCGAGUGUCCCGAUUACUGCACUCUGGCAGAUAUGAGCCUGACGGCCUCUUUGCUUGUUACGGACAAGUUUGAUCCAAAGAGCUGCACCUUUGACGACUUUGUGCUGAUCUCUCCUGUCAACAACUCUGAGCGCCUCGAGGAAAUCGUAGCCAAUGACCGGGAAUCUGCGCGGGCACGGGCCAACGCCGAAAACCGAUUCCACAACACGCCGACCAUGAUGGAAUACCGUACGCAUGACCUGGUCCAAAUUGUUGCUCGUACUCAGCAACUUGUAUUUCAGUACGAAUCGAUCGAUGGAACCGAAACUGAGGAGCAAAAGGUCAUCAUCGCCGAGCUCCUCGGGUUGCUCGAGGCAGCUACGCAGAGCUUCCGACGGCUUCAAGAGGGCUUCGGUCUGCUCAACAAGAAGACUGUGGAUCCCGUGGUUUGGCACAGGGACAUUGUCAAGUACACAUCGGGAUAUGGAGGUCAUUUAGGCAUGUCUGGUCCACAAGCCCCGUGCAUCCACCUCAUUGAUGCAUUCCUGGGGCGGACUUCAUACAAGAGCGAGUUGGGUGACACUACGACAAAGACGUUUGCACAGAUUCAACACAAUCAUCGCGAGUUCAUUCGCAGUGUAGCGGCGGGUCCAAGUCUUCGAGAGUUCGCGCAGACACUCGAGAACGAGACCCCUGGGCAUCCGCUUGCCGAUGCUUUCAACAAACUCGUGGAUAACUUCACCAAUGGAUUCCUCGCCUUGCACAAGGGGCGAGCCAUCGAAUUUGCUCGCCAAGGCUUUAACGAAGCGGGGCCUCGAGAGUUCACUGCAGAGACAAGUUACAUCUGGCCAGCCACUAACAAUGUCACUAAGAAGCUCAAGGGAUUCUUUGACGAAGCGAGGCAGGAGCGCUCCAUGUUGAAGGUUGUCCGCAGUGGCGCUGAUGCGAACAAGCAAACUCGUUCAAACCGUUCUCACGGUCCGCAGAAGACUGUCCCCCUUCAGUGUCCCUUUAGCAAGCAACUCGUCGCGCAACCCAUCAAGUGCCCGUUCCACAAGUAA